UUUUCCAAAACGUAAACAAACGGGCUAACGGUAGUGAAACAUGGAGGAAAGGGACGAAGUGAACAAGAAAUGCGCUACAGACAACGCCUGCACGACGGAAGAAGUGAACGACCAGCCUGACGAGGCUACAGGAGAAACCUCGUCUCAGUUGUCCAGCGCUAAAAGCGCGUCUAAGCAGCCCGGCGCGGCCGCUCAGGUGGGGAGCAGGCUGAAAUUAUUCAACAAAGUAAUGGAGAAGAGCCUGGGGAAAUUCAUCGACGACGCCAGUUUUCACAGAUUCACGAACGCGUUCCAGCCGUUAUACAAGAAGGACCCUGGGCUGAUGAAGAGCAUCCAUAAGCAGUUCAUCAUAGACCUGCAGAGAACUGUAAAGGCGGACAUCGACAGGGUGAUCGAAGAGGGACAGUUGCAGGUUAAGUUGGAUGAUUUGGACAAACUGGAGAGAGCUGCUAACAGCACAGACCCAGCAUGGCGUCCUACUGGGGUCCCUGAAGAGGACCUGUGCAGUUUUGUGAUGCCCUAUUACCAAAAGCAGGAGGCCUACCUGCGACGGGAGCUGAAGAAGAUCCAAAGGGAGAAUGCUGCCCUAGCACAGGGGGUGCAGGCUGGCAGAGAGUGCAUUGCUCAGACAGAACUACGCAUUGCAACAGCUGCAGAUGAGUGGAAGGAAUCCGUCAGAGAAUACCAAAAGCUGGCCCCGUCUCUCUGCCCAGUUGAUACGUUUGACGUAUGACAAUGCAAUCGACACACCUGACCCUUAUGACAUGCAGAUGUUUGAAGUAACUUAACUGUACAUUGGGAAUUUGUCUAUGUUAAUAAAACUUGAA
Messenger RNA from Lampris incognitus (smalleye Pacific opah), 827 nucleotides. It is a transcript of the gene pmf1, whose product is annotated as polyamine-modulated factor 1. Gene Ontology annotation, cellular component: MIS12/MIND type complex. NCBI's taxonomy places the organism in Eukaryota, Metazoa, Chordata, Actinopteri, Lampriformes, Lampridae. Bases 41 to 733 code for a protein of 230 amino acids. Gene Ontology annotation, biological process: chromosome segregation. The record is from RefSeq and is a predicted model, not a curated record. The transcript has 5 exons.